Diachasma alloeum is the source of this 2535-nucleotide messenger RNA. Its product is annotated as homeobox protein abdominal-B. The transcript is spliced from 2 exons. Gene Ontology annotation, molecular function: DNA-binding transcription factor activity, RNA polymerase II-specific; RNA polymerase II cis-regulatory region sequence-specific DNA binding. NCBI's taxonomy places the organism in Eukaryota, Metazoa, Arthropoda, Insecta, Hymenoptera, Braconidae. The coding region runs from base 1 to 1530 and encodes 509 amino acids. The record is from RefSeq and is a predicted model, not a curated record. Gene Ontology annotation, biological process: anterior/posterior pattern specification; proximal/distal pattern formation; regulation of transcription by RNA polymerase II. Gene Ontology annotation, cellular component: nucleus.
AUGGGUACAGCCACCGCCGCGGGGAAUUCCACCGGGGUGAACUGGUGGACCAUGAUGAACGGCGGUACUAUUUACGAGGAGAGUCCGCCGUCAGUACCCCCAACCCUCUCCCUCGUAUCCAUUCAGCACCAGCAGCAGCAGCAGACCUCGACCCCGGGUUCACAUCAGCAAGCGACAACACCGAGUUCACCGGGUGCACCGAGUUCGGCGGCGGGUGCAUCGGCACCAGCGCAGACAGCGAGUGCAAGCUCAACAUCACCAAGUGCAUCGUCCGUGGCGAGCAACAGUGCAGCAGGACCACUUCACAUACCGGCGAAGAGGCCAUCGGCAACGCCAGUUGGUGGGACAACAUACGGCGAGGUGAGCUGUGUUGAACCAAGUAGUGGUACAUCGACAGGGGUAAUAAGACACUCACACUCGUCAUCCGCUGGCUCACAGGGUGGCUGGAGUUACAGUCCGCACAAUCCCCAGGAGGCGCACUACACGGCAGCAGCAACGGCUGACGCACUAAAUCAUCAUCAGGCGUACGGGGGUACGAAUCCCCCGACAUACUACAAUCUGGCGGACUCGGGGACAGGCUCUACCAGGGAUAACCGGAAGGCCGGGGGUAGCUUGAGCUUCUGGUCGCCGGCAACGGCCGCCUCGGCUCCUGGCUCAGGUAGCGGUGGCGCCACGACGGAGUACAAGUACAAUCCAGCGAGUGCUGGUGGCACAACAACGUCAUCGGCCUCGUCCGUUCCCACUGGCGGGACGGAUCCAGCUGUCUCCACGUGUCAUCAAAAUUUCACGCAGAGCUGGUGCAAUUAUGCCUACUCGGGGAGCCGGCAUCAUCCCAUCGAUGCGCCACCACACCAUCACCAUCCGCACUCACAGGCUGGGGUACCAUAUCUCACACCCUCGGCUGCGGACGAUCGGGGCAGGGUCGCUGCCAUGGUCGCCGCUGAGUCCGCUUUUCCGCAUGACGGCUACAGCGGGCUCAGGAAUUAUGCUUCCGAACCCGUACCUUCGAGUCCGUAUCCAACUCCAGUGAUGUGGGGUUCCUCCCCAUCUUCCUUGUUUCCGGCAGGUUCGCUGGGCGUUGGAGUACCUGGAAUGGGGCUGGGUGGUGCUAGUAUGAGUGUCGGAUGUACAGGUGGUAAUCCCUUAGAAUGGACUGGUCAAGUAACAGUACGAAAAAAGCGUAAACCCUACUCAAAAUUUCAAACACUCGAACUGGAGAAGGAAUUUCUAUUCAAUGCCUACGUAUCCAAGCAAAAGCGCUGGGAAUUGGCGCGCAAUUUGAACCUAACGGAGCGCCAAGUCAAGAUAUGGUUUCAAAAUAGAAGAAUGAAGAAUAAGAAAAAUAGUCAACGUCAAACACAACAACAGAGUAACAAUAAUAACAAUAAUAACAGUAGUGCAAAUAAUGCUAAUCAUCAUGGAACUGGUGGUAGUCAUCAUCAUCCCGGUGGAGGUCACGGGCCGACGAGUCAUCAUGUACCAGUGGGUCAGGCGCACCACGCAAACGGCUCGUCCAAGCAUCAUCAGUGACCCGUAGCUUUCUCUGGGGUUGUCUUCCAUCAUCCUCACAAUGCAUCAACUCCAAUUCACGGUGGUAGCACUGGUCAGGGAUUAUUGUCAGCGACAGCGAGUCACAGUCUUCAUGGUACAUCCCAACAAUUGACAACAUCACUUACACACAGUAUUGGCACUGCUCAUCAUUCACAUCAAUCUAGCCAUCAGUUGGCGCACAUGAGUGCUCAACAGCAUACUGCAUUGCUGCAUCAAACGAGUCAUGGUCUUGCUGCCUGAGUAGCGUCAUGCUGGCAUCCGGACUCACCGAGUGACGACACUGAUGAGGAUGCACCGGACAUCACCCAGAGAAAUUUCUAAUGUAAGACUACACGAUUAUUGUAACGAGAACAUACGAAAAACCGAAAAAUGGAUAACACGUACAUAUUGGAGAUAUAUGUAUAUGUAUUUAUAUUAUUCUCAAGUUUGGAAACGUUGCACCUUCGUGAUGAUGGGGAGAACGAGACAUGUUGGGUAAUAAGUUUUUAGACAAUUUUAAUCGAAUGCUCUACACUCAGUGUUUUAUCGUGAUGAUGGAUGAAUGGCGAUUGUGAUGUUUGAGGGGUUUUCUCGGAGGUUGAAUGGUGUUUAAUGAUUUUUCAUGUGUGCUACCUACAAAAACGUCCAACCCGUAACGCGAUAGUAUUACUCCAAUUAUACAUAGUUGAACGGAGUAGAGUAUAAUUAAAUUAAUGGUAAAUUAGUAUUUCUUGGAUUCGAAAGGAUAACUGGAAUUCUACUCAAAUUGCAAUUUAUCGAAUGCAAGUGGUUUCAUUGUGGCUUUUUUUUGCGCGGAGAAAAACGUUGGAGAAGAAUUACUGAGCGAGUCAUGUAAUCGUGGAGCGGAAUCCAUUUCUAGGUCUUUUUUACACAGCACACUGUUAGGAAUGUCUUGAAAUUUCAGUCACUGCUUCAGCUGAAUUCUCAAUGGUGUGGGUUUAACUUCAAACGAAAAUGUUCAUAAAAUUUAUCAUUCAUCUUGAA